AUGGGCGUCGAAAGGGAUAAGGACAAAAAUAGUAAAUUUAGACUGGAAAUCAUUGUCCCAGAUUCUUUUCAUGUCAGCGGCGGUCCUUUUUGUUGCUUCGUGAAGCUUAUACCCAUUUAUGACGUAGAAACAAAAUUGAAUUCCACAUUUACUGUUGAUUUUGUUGCAAUAAAUACCUACGGCGUCCUUAUAGCCGACGAUAAAGCCAAGGUAAAGUCGAAAAUUCAAACUACGUUACGCUUUCCAUUUCUUCUGGAAGAGAGUAGCAAAUUAUCGCAAAACCAAAAUGUCUUUCUCAUAUAUUCAUCGGACUCUGUACUAUUUUGCACAGGAAAAGAGAUAAACGGCCAAUCCAAGGAGCUCAGCUAUCAGUACCGAUGCAAAAUUCCUCCGUUUAUUCCUCCAUCUCUCAAAGGCUCAAGUGCCUCAAUCAAUUAUUACGUUUACGUUACUGUACAAUAUCGCAAUUCAUCUGACCCCAAACAUCAAUAUAGCAUUUCAGAAAGGUUGGAAUUCGUUGUUUUAGGUUCUAUUUACCAUGAUUUUCCAAUUCUGGAUAUAAAGUACUAUCCCAUACUACCAAAGAUUGGUGAAUCCACCAGGGAUUUUUAUAGAGAUUGCAAGAGCAUAAUAUCUAACAACUAUGGAACGGAUAACAUGCUAUUCAAUUAUGAAUCCAGCCUAGUAAACCUUUUAGAAUCGGAAGAAGAUUUAAGUGAACCAAAAGAAUUGAGCAUUCAGCUAUAUCGUGAUUUAAACACAUUCUUAGUACUAUGGGAUUCAAUUUCUGACUUAGAAAAUUUAGAUGGAAUAGCAUAUAUUAACGUACUGCACUGCUUUAAUAGCAUUGUUGCUGACUUUACGAAUUUAGCAAAAACAGGUGAUAUUCACCGUAUAGAAAAGCUGAAGGAAUGGUUUGGUGAUAUUUUAAAUCCAGAGUUAUAUGGUAAAGGUGACAGUGCUUCAGCGGAGAAUAUUGAUGAAGCAUUGAAUAUGUUUCUCGAGAAGCUUGAGGUGAAGACAUGUUGUUUGUAUGAUACGUCUUUGGAAACGAUGAAAUCUCUUGUAUCAUGUUCCUUUAAGGAAAGGAACAGAGUAGAAGGCGAAGAAGCGCUAAAAUUUUCUUGUGAAGGAAAUAAACUUUGCGUGUGUCAUAUAUCUGGAUUCAGUCGAAUUGAAGAUUCCGAAGAUAUGGAUUUUACCACAAAUUCAUGGUUUGAGCUCAGGUUUGACUUUUCGGAGUCUAAACGGCAUUGCCUGAAAGUUGAUAUUAGCUUUGUUAGAACAGAUGUACUAAUGGACGCGACUCCCCGAAGACACCAUGUUAUAACUAAUCAACUGAUUACCCUAGGGAAAACAACUAGCACGAUAACCUCAUUUAUACCAAAGGACACAAUUCCGACAUUUAGCUGCGCAUUUAUUGAUGUUUCAUAUAGGCUUGAAAUCACAUUUUUUUGCUUUGAAGAUAAUGUCAACAUAAUGGAACGCGACUCUAUCAAAGCCGGGCUCAAUAAGCUAAAGCUUGUGAGGUGGGAAAAACCAAUUAGAAUAUUGCAAAAUCAACUAUUGGGUAUAAAUGCACGUGAUCGCAAUUUUAAUCAUACCAAGACUUCCCGAGGUAUACCCCCUGGAAUAAAAAAGUCUUGUAUACAUUUUUGUGGGAGACAAAUUCCCUUGUACAAAACUAUAGAAAUGUAA
Messenger RNA from Theileria equi strain WA, 1698 nucleotides. RefSeq lists its product as hypothetical. The transcript is spliced from 6 exons. Gene Ontology annotation, cellular component: Golgi membrane; Ric1-Rgp1 guanyl-nucleotide exchange factor complex. Lineage: Eukaryota; Apicomplexa; Aconoidasida; Piroplasmida; Theileriidae. Gene Ontology annotation, biological process: retrograde transport, endosome to Golgi. The record is from RefSeq and is a predicted model, not a curated record. Bases 1 to 1698 code for a protein of 565 amino acids.